Messenger RNA from Vanrija pseudolonga, 1330 nucleotides. RefSeq names its product Glucose/galactose transporter. NCBI's taxonomy places the organism in Eukaryota, Fungi, Basidiomycota, Tremellomycetes, Trichosporonales, Trichosporonaceae. Bases 10 to 1293 code for a protein of 427 amino acids. The transcript is spliced from 4 exons. The record is from RefSeq and is a predicted model, not a curated record.
ACACACACGAUGGCGUGGAUAGAACCACCAACGACAGUAUCGCAGCGCCCGGCGAUCUUCUUCGCGAGCACGCUGCUCGCGCUUUGCGGCCUCGCGAGGGGGAUGUUCGACGUCGCUGCACAGCACUUGGCGAGUUUGUCGCAGGCCGACGUCCUCAAUGCUGCCUUCUAUGCGCCAUUUGUCCUCGCUUUGGUGUUCGGCUUCGUGUCAUCGACUCCCAAGAGGACAGCGUAUGCCGGGCUGGCGUUCAUGACCCUCGGCUCUGGGCUGCUCAUCGUCGCGGCGGUCGUCAAGAGCUUCAGUAUGGCAUGCGGGUUCGCGGCGAUCACCUCAGUGGGCAUCGCAGCGCUCGAACUAUCCGCCAACUCUCUCAUCGCAACUGCGCCACGACCCGCCGCCAACCUCGCCCUCGUCAACGGCGUCGGGUCCGCCGCGCGUGUCUUGGGCUCCGUCGUGGCGAGCAAGGGCGUGUUCGUGCGCGGCGCCUUCUCGGCCACGAACGCAGGCUACGUAGCCAUGGGAAUGGCGGUGCUCUCUCUUCUCUUGUGUAUUCCCGUGUGGGGAAUCUCACUGCCCCCUCCGAAAGACGACAAUGAGGCGAGCGACAGCAGCCCGAACAAGUGGCUGCCCCUCGUCGCCUUCCCGGUCGGCUUUCUUGCCCUCGGUGCCCAAGCAUCCCUCCGGACACACACAACCCAGUUCCUCGCCCAGUCAACGGGCAGCGUCACCUCGCUCCCGGCGUACAGUGCCUACGACCUCGCCCUCGGCGCCAGCGCGAUCGCCGCCGCCGCCACGUUGGCAGCGUGGACAUACUUGCGCAAGAUGGACGCAUGUGCCGCGCUGGCGAUGCAGGCGUUCGUGGCCGCCGUGUUCGCUGUCCUGAUUGCGGUCAUCAAGCGGACAGGCGGAAUCGUGUGCCUCUACCUUCUUUACACUGCUCAAGGUGCAUGCUUCCCGCUGUUCUUUGCCGUCGCGACUGCUGGUGUGAGGAACAAGUCGGUCGCCGGUGGAAUCGUCGUGGCGAGCACAAGUGGUGGAGCGGUGCUCCCCCUCCUCCAACGGCUCCUGGGCGCAGCCACCACCAUUUCCAAGUCCUUCCCGCUGCUUGUUGUCGGUUUUAUCCCCCUCUCACUGUAUGCUUUCGUCAUGUGGAUUCAGGAGUCAAAACGGACCGGCGGGGAGAUGGUGGCGUGGCACGACGAGUGGAACGAGCGUCCGAGCACGACCGCCCAUCAGCCAGAGUGGCAGACGUUGGACGUAGAGCUAGUGUCGAGAGAGACGACCCGGGCGUAGACUUACUGUACCAUGAUUGUAUGAACCGCUGUGACAG